GAAAAGCAGGCGGAUUGACAGGCGGUGGCGGAGGGAGGCUUCAUAGUACAUUCCGUGUUGUAGCGUAGCUACGGGACUGGCAACCAUAAGCUGCCCUCCGCUAUUACUUUGCUGUCUGAAAAGUCUGUCUUUUGACACCUAGCGGGUUGCGAAAAAAGUCGGAUAUUUUACGACAGAAUGUUGGACAUUGACCUGGAUAUUUUUGUUCUCUAGCCUAUGUUGAAUAUUUCUGACACCUUCCAGUAGCAGCAUCAACAACAGCUGGCUAACGAGAGUUUAGCAUUAGCAACCGACAGCCGAACAGCUGCCCGGAAGGAGGCCGUCUCAACACCGGGUGGGGAUUUAACUUUGAGAGCCCCAACAUCAGCACUGCUCCAGCAUAAAGUCAGUGAAACACAAUAAACUGAGCUUUAUUUGUUUCGGUAAGAAUGGAGCCUUCUUUGGGGAUAUGCGACGAGGAAUGCUUGGCAACUGUAAAAGGUCAGGAGCUGAGGUCUGGCCAAAAGGAGCCCAGACUACUGUCACUAAUUGAGCACAAGGGAGAGUUUAUAUUGCGUGUAUUGGCCACUCCUAAUGCUGUUGUGUCUCAUCCAGUGCCUGAGUUGUCCAUACUCAUCAACAGUAAUUUUGAAAUUGUACGAGAAGCUGAAGAGGCACUACUAAUUGAUUUCUCAGCAGAUUCCUGGGUUAGAAUACGAAUCAAAGGAGACAAAGCACCAGAACUGCUGUUGGAACUUCAGGAUGAUGAACGGAGUCAGACCUUCAUUGCCCAGGUGAAGAGUGCUCAGCAGCAAGCUGUGUCUAAACGCAAAACGAUGGAGCCCCUUACACCAACACCCCAUAGAGGUCCAGUCCCCAUUCCACCACACAGGGCAACCAAGACAGCUAACACUAUGAGUCCUGGAGUCAGCACACCCAAAUCUACCAGCACACUGAAUCCCAGUGUUAAUAACGGCACGUCAACAAAUAAGAACAAUACAGGUCAGUUGCUUCCUACAAAUGUUGGAUUUGACGAGAGCAUCAACCACACAGUUAAAGUUGAAGAAAAAAAGAACCACCAGAAUCGCAUUGUUGCCUCCAGGGAACCUCCACCUGUUCCCCCUCUACCCCCCCGCAGAGCCUUCGCUCCAUCAAAUCCUCUUCCUCCUUUGCCUGACCUACAAGAAAGAGAUGUCUCCUUACAGGCCAGAGACAACUCCAUAAAUAACAGCAAGCCAGAUAGUUUUAGGUCAGGGUUUGACUACGCGGACAGGCCAACGUCCUGGUGUGAAAGUCCCACGAGCAACAGCAUGAGACAUGACAUCCUGUCCAGUCAAGUAGGACAAAGAGAAUACCUCAUCAAACAUCGCCUGGCUAAGAAGGAGAGCGAAUAUGUAGACAUACGGUCCUUCAAGUUUUUUGUAGGUACAUGGAACGUUAAUGGCCAGUCACCAGAUAGUAGCCUUGAACCAUGGCUCUGCUGUGACAGUGAACCUCCUGAUAUUUAUGCUCUGGGUUUUCAAGAAUUGGACCUGAGUACUGAGGCUUUCUUCUACAUGGAUUCAUCCAAGGAACAGCUGUGGGUUGAAGCUGUGGAGAGGAGCUUGCACCCAAAAGCCAAAUAUAAAAGGGUUCGGAUGAUACGUCUAGUUGGGAUGAUGCUUGUGAUCUAUGUGAAGAAGACACAAAAGAAUCACAUAAAAGAAGUGGCUGCAGAGCACGUAGGGACAGGAAUCAUGGGGAAAAUGGGCAACAAAGGAGGUGUGGCAGUUAGAUUUGUCUUCCACAACACAAGUUUCUGCGUAGUCAACUCCCACCUAGCAGCACAUGCCGAAGACUUUGAGCGCCGCAAUCAGGACUAUAAAGACAUAUGUGCCCGCAUGACUUUCCAUUUACUGGACUACCCUCCUCUCAGUAUCGUCAAACACGAUGUGGUUAUCUGGCUCGGAGACCUAAACUAUCGUCUCUUUAUGUACGAUGCUGCUGAAGUCAAACAGCUAAUUGCUCAGAAUGCACUAAAGAAGCUCCAGGAGGUUGAUCAGCUGAACAUUCAGAGGCAGACGAGGAGAGCCUUCACAGACUUCAUGGAAGGAGAAAUCAACUUCAUUCCCACAUACAAGUAUGACCCCAAAACAGAUCGAUGGGACUCUAGUGGAAAGUGUCGUAUCCCAGCCUGGUGUGACAGAAUCCUGUGGAGGGGCAGCAAUGUCAAGCAGCUUAAGUACCGCAGUCACAUGGAGCUGAGAACUAGUGACCACAAGCCUGUCAGUUCUCUUUUCAACAUGGGGGUGAAGGUUGUAGAUGCGCAGCGCCAGAAAAAGGUGUUUGAGGAGAUUGUUCGGGUAAUGGAUAGACUAGAGAACGACUUCCUUCCUUCUGUAUCUCUAAACAGAAGAGAGUUUACAUUUCAGAAUGUAAAAUUCCGGCAACUUCAGAGGGAACGCUUCCUAAUAACAAAUGAUGGGCAGGUACCCUGUGCCUUUAACUUUAUCCCCAAACUCAAUGACUCGCAGUAUUGCAAGCCUUGGCUGCGUGCCGAGCCAAGCGAUGGAUUCUUAGAGCCAAAUGAGACCCUGGAGAUCUUUCUGGAGGUUUAUGUCAGUAAAGAUGCCGUCACCCUGCUGAACUCUGGAGAAGACUCUAUAGAAGACAUUCUGGUGCUCCAUCUGGAUCGUGGUAAAGACUACUUCAUCACCAUCUCUGGCAACUACCUGCCCAGCUGUUUUGGCACCUCGCUGGAGGCUCUAUGCCGCAUGAAGAAGCCGAUCAGGGAGAUCCCCAUCACCAAGCUCAUUGACCUGGGAGAGGACAGCUACAUGGAAAAGGAAAAGUCCAAAGUGAGUUUCCUCAUGGCAGACGGGGCAAGUACUGAGGACAAACCUCUGAAGAUCCCCAAGGAGGUUUGGAUUCUGGUCAACCACCUCUUCACCAAGUCCUGUGAUCAGGAGGACUUGUUCCAGACACCCGGCUUACAAGAGGAGCUCCAGAGCAUCAUUGACUGUCUGGACACAAGCAUACCAGACUCCAUCCCUGGUUGUAACCACUCUGUUGCUGAGGCUCUGCUGAUCUUCCUCGAAGCCUUGCCUGAGCCAGUGGUGUGUUAUGAACUCUACCAACGAUGCCUAGACUGGGCUCAUGACAGCCGUCUCUGCAAACAGUUGAUCUCCCAGUUGCCCCGGGCUCAUCGCAAUGUGUUUCGCUACUUGAUAGCCUUUUUGAAAGAACUUCUCAAGCACGCACACAAUAAUAAUCUCACAGCUAGCCUCAUAGCUACACUCUUUGCCAGCCUCCUCAUCCGACCACCCCCAAACUUUGCAGGCAGACAAACGUCACAUGACCGUCAGAAAGCCAUCGACUUCAUUCUGGGGUUCCUUAUGGCCGGAGACGAGGAGUAACUGUGUUGGAGGCUCAUUGUAGUGUUGGUUGGGUUUGGAGCUUAUUCUCACUGCAAUCAACCUGGACCCAUUGUUGGACCAUGUAAUUGAUCUUAUGGUAUAUUUUCAUCUGUUGGAGUCCACCGCAGCUGUUCUGCAAACUAACGUUUACCAACUCUCAUUUUGGAGAUACUUCCAAUGGAACUUUGAAGAUUUUAGCUGUUGUCUGCAAUAUAUCUUCAGUUCAUACACAGUAUGACUAGUUGCUGGAUGGGGAAGCUUUUGGGAGAACUUUGAACUGAUUUCUAUGCACUUUCUAUAAGGACGAGUGCCUCCAAACCAGACUUGUCCUCAAUGUCAGCUGGCACUUCAUGUUGUAGGUGCUUAUGCCAAAGUGACCCCUGAACAGUGAGUGAUGUGAAUGUCAAACACUACGCAACUAUAAAGGUUAAAAGAAAAAACUCACACUAAAGACAGGAAGAUUACUUCCUGUAGUUCUAGAGGAGCAGACUGAAUACAGUAUGUACAAGUAUACUGUUAAAAGUGUUAAGUACUUUAAAAUGGGUUAACUCUGUAACAAAUAAUGUUUAAGCUUAAGGUAAGUCAUGACAAUCAUUUGUUGCUACGUUUUAGUUGUGGGGACAAUGAUAAGAUACCUUUGAGAUUCAUUUGUUAACAUAUCAUGUAUUUUAACUGUUAUUUAUAUAUAUUUCUUUCCUUUACGUGUUCACCAUUUGAAACUUUUUUUGGUUUCUACAGCAGGAUGGUUUAUAUUCAGACCUACAUUACUUUAGAAAGAAAAAAAACUUUGUAUGUAACCACAGCCAUGCACCUUACCUAUAGUUGUGUCAGUUUUCCCUGAGUUAGAAAACAAGUUUGUUAACACUAUAACUUCCUGUUUAACAAGAAUCAAGUGAAGACUCGGCCUCGCUGGUUCUUGAUGUCAUAGAUUGUUUAAAUAGUGAUUGUUUCCUGCUUUAUGAGUGUUUGACUUUAUGGUGGUGCGAAUCUAUGAUGUUGUCUACAGUUUUUUCUUGUUCAUCAUGGCAGUGGAAAUGUUAGUAUCUGUGUUUGUUUACAUGACUUUUGUUGUUUUUCAUGACUUAAGGCCUUUGUGACGUCAUGACACAUUUGUAGAGUAAUAUUUCUCAUUGCUGCAGCAUUUUCUGGGAGCAAGUUUAGCAAGAUUUAAUGGUUCAUUACUCUGCAGGAUACGCCCUUCUGUGUUCCUUCCUUUUUUUGUGCAGUUAGUGUUGCAAAAAAUGUUAUGCUUAUUGAAAUAAGGAACUUCUCUGCUUUGUUAAUGAAUAUUUCCCAACAGAUGUUGGUGUUCGUUUUCAUAACUCAUUUCCCUCUCACUAUCUUGUGUACUUGUAGUGAUACCUGAUUAAGCCCAAAGUUGUUUUUUUUUCCUCUGAUGUUUUAGAAAUAUGAUUUUAAUUGAUGUUGAACAUGAAGACAUGAUGUAAUGUGAAAAUGCUGGCAAUCAAGUCAAGCUACAUAAAUUCCCGUUGGACUUAA
Molecule: messenger RNA, 4874 nt
Organism: Melanotaenia boesemani (Boeseman's rainbowfish)
Lineage: Eukaryota; Metazoa; Chordata; Actinopteri; Atheriniformes; Melanotaeniidae
Gene: ocrl
Product: OCRL inositol polyphosphate-5-phosphatase
Exons: 24
Coding region: 429-3374 (981 amino acids)
Biological process (GO): signal transduction; phosphatidylinositol dephosphorylation
Cellular component (GO): membrane; cytoplasm
Molecular function (GO): inositol phosphate phosphatase activity; phosphatidylinositol-4,5-bisphosphate 5-phosphatase activity
Source: RefSeq, a predicted model, not a curated record